UUCAGUCGUUGUUGUUGGUUGCGGCAUGGGACAUGACAAUGACAUUAGCAUUGGCGCGAAUAGCGAUUUGCAAAGCAGCGCCGCCAACUUCAAGAGCGGUAAGAGAAAUUGAUUAUUUUUUCUCUCUAGUUUCUGUUUUAUCGUUAUUCCCCCCGUUCCUUGUUUUGGAAUGGGAGAGGGGUGGUGUACAAUGUAGUUGGUGAGGGUAAAUGACUUUGUUCCUUCUUUUCGUUUCUUUUUUCUUGUCUUCUUCUUCAAGGGCCUGAGUACACAUUUCUUAGGGUGUCAGGCUAUACAAAUCUAAGGAAACUUGUCAACAUUGCGAAAUUUUUCCUUCCCCUUUUUAUUCCUAUAUGAUCUUUGCUUGAUAUCAUGGAGACGAAGAUAAGGCAAGGAAAUGGCAGGUGUAUGAACAACCAUCGCAAGCCCGUUUGAUUCUUUGGACAUGAAUUUCUUCAAAAACGAAAUUUUCAUUUCCUUUUUUCCAUCAUCCGUUCGAGCGAGAUGGGAAGAAUAACCCAACUGAUUAAAUAGCCCAUGUCUCUCGCCCCCUAUCUCCUCUCUAAAGUAUCCGUUUCACGGAAGAAAAACCACACUGAUCAAUAUUCCACGUGCGUUCUAUUGGGAUGGACCAAACCCGCGAACAUAACGUGUGUUCAAUUUUCGUCCUUGCCCCAGCAAGAGCAAUAUAACAGCAUGUAGUUGAUAUACACCACUCACACCCAGUCGAAUGAAAAACAAUCCUCUCGACCCAAACUAGAUACAGACCACUUAGUAUUGGCGCCCACUACUCCCUAGGACACAAUACUGCUGAUCACCUUAUCAAGGGAAUUACUUAUCAGUAGAUAGGAGCUAGGAUCUGCCCUUCUGGUCUUGUUGAUCGAUACUGUAGUAGUACUGCGAAGUCGGACCCUUGAUUGACUUGCGUAUUCUCUAUGCUGUAAAGUCGUUAUAGUCAGAAAUAGUACGGGCAGACCAUGUCGCGUGAUUUGAUUAGUGAUGCCAUCUAGCCUUUAACAGUAGUAUAUUCAAUAGGUUUAGGGGAAGUAGUGCAGACGGGAGCAAUCUUUGCAACGUUCGUAUCAGAGACAUAAAGGGAAACGGUUUCAAGUUUUAGAACACCUUCUCCUCUUCCCCUUUGCCGUCUCCCCCUCACCCGAAGCAGAACAGCACGUUCCCGAACUCGCACUCAUGCUUGAAACCUUAUCAAGACUGGGAAACAGGGAAGAGGCGUUGCAAGCCGAGCCCAAGUCCAGGUUUACCUGAGCUGAGCUGACUUGAGAUCAGGUGGCACUAAUUAAACGGUGCUGCUGGUAAAGUCACGCACACUCUCUCUUUCUCGUCUCGGACCCAGAUUUCGGACACACUGCUUCCUUUCUCGCUCCGUGUCACGAUGGUAUAGGCGCGGUGGGGACAGGAAUGAAUACGAGAACUUGGAAGUUUGGGGAGAUUGGACGGAUGGGUGGAUCGGUGCGUGAUAUCGGUGUUGGUGUGUGUGUGUGUGUGUGUGUGUGGAUAGCCCCGGGAUUCGGCGGGAGGUGAGUGCAUGUAAGGGAAGAGAUGGGAAGCCGGGGGUUUUUUUUUCGAAUCAUGUGUCUAUCUGUUUCCUGCUUCUUCAUCUUCUUUGUCCUCCUCACAUUUUUCCGCUAUGCACUGUUAUAUAUGCUGAUACAUCGUUGAAGCCGCAGAGUCAUAGCAAGUGAAAAUUGUGUAUGUAAUUUUGAUCGCGUCUAACAGUGCAUGGAACAAGGAUUUUUGACGCUUUUUUUCCAUUAACAACCUCUUCCUGGUUUUCACUUAGGAGUCAUUCUCUCUCCCUUCUUUCUUACAGUCUUGGAAAGAACGAACGUAUCGCGAACAAAGUUAUCAAGUUGUGGCUGUUGUUCUACAUGCUGGAAGACUCUCGAAUGGAGGUAUGCAAGUUGAAGACGGAACGAAUAUUUCUUCAAUUUUUUCCAUGGUGC
Messenger RNA from Periconia digitata, 1964 nucleotides. The record is from the annotation of a GenBank genome assembly. Lineage: Eukaryota; Fungi; Ascomycota; Dothideomycetes; Pleosporales; Periconiaceae.